AUGCUACUCUUGAAGAAUCUGAGCAAGGCUGACAGCGACAACGACGGGGAGGCCUUGGGGCGAGGCAUGAUACCCACGCUUCUUGACGCUUUUUGCGUCGACGGUCCUAACGGCAGCCAUGCAUGCCUAGUCGCUGACGUUGCACGAUGCAGCGUAAUCGAAGCAAAGCGCAGGGGGUCCUACGCGCCUCUACUGCUGCCCGUUGCACGUGCGAUCGCUGCUCAACUGAUCCUCGCUGUUGCAUACCUGCACGGGAAGGGCUUUGUCCACGGUGACCUUCACCUCGGCAACGUCCUGUUCAGACUGCCGCAGGAAUUCCAGCUCUGGUCUGACGAGGAGCUAUCGUCGCGCUGCGGAGAGCCCGAACUCGAGCCGGUACAGACAUUCGACGAUAAGCCCAUCCCGCCGGGGGUCCCCUCCGUCGCCACUUUGCCUAUCUGGUUCCCGAUGGGGAGAAUCAACAAGUUGCCGCUGGCGGACGCCCACAUUGUUCUCGCUGACUUCGGCGAGCUGUACCGCCCGUCGCAAGAGUCGAGGUUCGAGUGCUGCACGCCGGUCCACUCUCGCCCACCAGAGCACAGAUUCGAGCCAGGGAAGCCAAAGUCGUUCCCUAGCGACAUCUGGACCCUCGCGUGUACCGUUUGGGCCAUUCUUGCGCAGCGGUCGCUGUUCGAGGGUUUCUGGGGGACCGAAGACACCGUGACGUGGAUGCAGGUUCAAGCGCUCGGAAAGCUGCCCGAGGAGUGGUGGGGGACAUGGGAUGCGCGCUCCGAGGACUUUACCGAAGAUGGCGAGCCCCUCUGA
Messenger RNA from Verticillium nonalfalfae, 804 nucleotides. RefSeq lists its product as uncharacterized. NCBI's taxonomy places the organism in Eukaryota, Fungi, Ascomycota, Sordariomycetes, Glomerellales, Plectosphaerellaceae. Gene Ontology annotation, molecular function: protein kinase activity; ATP binding. The record is from RefSeq and is a predicted model, not a curated record. The transcript has 2 exons. The coding region runs from base 1 to 804 and encodes 267 amino acids. Gene Ontology annotation, biological process: protein phosphorylation.